GCCCGGACCCAUCGCGGCCCGCGUAGGGGCCGAGCCGGGGCGCCAGGGAGCCGCGGCUCCGGCCGGCGGCGCCGUGGUUGUGGGGGAGCCGGGACGUAGAGGUCGCCUUUCCGGCCGGGAAGCGGGGCCGCUGCCGCCAGCAGCGCUGGGAGGGCCGCUGGAGGCCGCGGGGGUCGCGGUGCGCGCCGGCCUCCCCCCGAGCUGGCGGCUGCGAGGCGCAGCCUGGGGGUGCCUGGGGCCGGGGGAGCCGGAGCGGCCGCCGCCGAAAGAGCCGGAGCGCGGAGGCUGCGCGGCGGCGUUGAUGCGGCAGGAUGACAGUGAAACUGGGCGAGAGCGGCGGGGAGGAAGGGGUGAAAAAGCUGGGCAAGAGAGCAGGAGGAGAUGAGGAGUCCCUGGAAGAAGAAGGGGCAGGAGGAGGAGGAGAGGCAGCUCCAGGCAGCAGCAGCACAAAGAAAGAAGAGAAGAUCAUCAACAGCAGCACUACCAGCAGCCCCCCGCCGAACCCCAGCUUAGCCCAGGCCCCGGCUGCCCUCCAGCCCUCCCACAGCCAGGACCAGCAUCAUUUUCUCAGGUCCAGUGUCAGACCUCAGAGCAAGAGGCUGAAGAAAGAUUCCCAGGCAUCCUCUUCAGUUGGCAGCAGCGCUGCUGUAAAAGGCAAAGCGUCAGAUAAUGGAGGGGCUGCAUCUGGUGGCACAUCAGGAAUACCUCCCAGCAAUCCUACCGGGAACUCCAAGUCAGCAGCGAGGAACCUGGGCUCCUCAGCUGGAGAGAAGGAGGAAGGAAAGAAGGUCAGGAGGCAGUGGGAGUCGUGGAGCACAGAGGACAAAAACACGUUCUUCGAGGGACUGUAUGAGCACGGGAAGGACUUUGAAGCUAUCCAGAACAACAUUGCCCUGAAGUACAAGAAGAAAGGCAAGCCAGCAAGCAUGGUGAAGAACAAGGAGCAGGUCCGCCAUUUCUACUACCGCACCUGGCACAAGAUCUCCAAGUACAUUGACUUUGAUAAUGUGUUCUCUCAAGGGCUGAAAAAAUCAUCCCUGGAGCUUUAUGGCUUAAUCUGCUAUGGAGAACUGAGGAAAAAGAUUGGGGGAUGUAUGGAUGACAAGAAUGCAGCUAAACUUAAUGAGCUUAUUCAGGCUGGGGCUACAACUGUUCGUUACAAAGGCAGAAACCUUCGUAUCAAAGCUCCCAUGUGCAGGGCUUUGAAGAAGCUCUGUGAUCCAGACGGCAUUAGUGAUGAAGAGGAUCAGAAGCCAGUACGUCUUCCUCUCAAGGUCCCCGUUGAGUUGCAGCCACGAAAUAAUCAUGCAUGGGCUCGAGUGCAGAGCCUUGCCCAGAAUCCACGGCUUAGGAUGAUUGUGGAGCUACAUCGGAAGGUGUCCAGCCUUAUUGAAUUCCUGAAGCAGAAGUGGGCUCUCCAUGAAGUGCGUAUUCGUAAAACACUAGAGGAACGGCAGCUUCAAGACUCCAGAGAUUCGGAAACAAGAGGCAGCCUCUCAGAGGAGAAAGUGAUGCUCCAUCUCUUUCCAGGAGAGAAUUGUACACUCACCCCACUGCCUGGGGUAGCCAGAGUGGUCCACUCCAAGGCUUUCUGCACGGUGCAUUGGCAGGAAACUGGCAAAUGCAAACAGAACACAAAAGACUCUCACUUAUUACCACCUGCACAAAUUCUGGGCAUACAGAGUGGUCAGGGGACAGCUAGGGGACAGCUAAAAUACCCACGAGGAACAGAAGGCAAGAGUGUUGGAAGGGCCGAGAGCGCUACAGAAUCAAGCAGGACCUCUCAGCCCACAGCUGAAGUUUCUGCAAGCACUGAAGAUGGCUCUGCAGAUUCUGGCCCGGUGGAAGGAGCAGCCUCAAACCUUGGCAUCACUAACUCACUCAGCAAACCGCCUUCUGGACUCCAAGAUCCAGAAGGGAGUCAGGAAAAGCUGAGCUCAGCGGCCUUCUGUGUGGAAGGCAGGGAGGCCUUGGCUGGUGACCAAGCAACUGUACUAGCAUCGUGCAGCACAGCUUGUGCUUGCAGUAAGAUCCCUGAUGUGGAAGAGCUCUCUCUGCUCGAUCCAUUCCCACGGUACAUGAAGUCCUGUCAGGACCUGAUUGUCCCAGAGAAAUGUUCUUGCACGGACAAACUACAUGGGAAAGACUCUACUCCAGCAGCUGGUAAUACUUCUCCUGUGGCUUUUCCAAGUGGGAGGAGCACAGAGACAUCUGACUCCUAUUCUCAGCUGCUGAGAGGUGGUGUGGCUUCACCCAGCAGUGGCACAGCCAGAUGUGAAGCUCAGGCGAGCCAGAGCCAGCAGCUUGAUGCUUGUACCAAGGAGAUAACAGAUGUAGUAAUGGAGGAUUCUCAAGAGAAGCUGAGCUCCUCAUUUCCACCUCCACCUCAGGGACAAUCUAAUACGAAGUCUCUCAAGGAUGACCCAAGCCGGCUCUCUCAACAAGUUAGAGAGGAAGGAUGGAGCCUACGAACUUCUGAGAGCCUUACGCUGGCUGAAGUCUACCUCAUGAUGGGCAAACCGAACAAGCUGCAGCUGGAAUACGACUGGCUGGCUGUCUUGGAGCCAGAAACCCAGGAUGCUAGGGAGCAAACAUCUGAACCAAGUGCUGUUCCUACAUGUACUACCUUUCACAAGCAGAGACUCCUGAACUGCCUUUUAAAACUCAUCUCUACUGAAGUCAAUCCCAAACCAACCCCUGAGAUGAGCUCUGUUGCCACAUCACCUAUAAAGCCUACGCAGGAGGAGCAGUCGCUGACUCCUCCAGGGAAGGUGAUUACCAUCAGCACCAGAAGUCCAGGCUGCACUCGAAAUCAGUCUGCCCUUCGCAACAACAAGACGUUUUCUCCUGCUGCUGCUUCCAGCUCCUCAGGUUUGAGGAACCUCCCCAGACCUCUGCUGGUGGCCGGUCCGUCGAGCUCUGGAAGCGCCGAUGCUGAUGGUGGGCUCUUUGCAGUUCCUACAACUCUGCCCCCCAACAGCCGCCACGGGAAGCUGUUCCUGCCCAGCAAGGAAGCGGAGCUGACCUUCCGGCAGCACUUAGACACAAUCAGUAUGCAGUCAGACUUCUUCUUGCCAAAGCCAAGGAAGCUGAGGAACAGGCACUUGCGAAAGCCGUUAGUAGUUCAGAGAACACUGCUCCCCAGACCAUCUGGAAAUCCGUCCCAGCACGUGUGUUCCUUUUCUAUCCUAUCCAACUCAUCCAUUACAGGGAGAGGUUCCUUUCGGCCGAUCCAGUCCUCACUGACUAAAGCUGCCGUUUCUCGUCCCAUUGUGCCCAAAGUUCUUCCAACGCAGGCUGCCAACCAUCUGUCCAGUGCUAUUGACUUGGCAGCUAAAAGUGCUGGUAUUAUCCCUGGUAGCCCCGUGCCUGUCCUGGAUGCGGAUGGUUUGUCAGGUGUGUCUCCACUGUCACCAGACAGAGUGACCACAGUAGUGACGGGGCAGGAGUCAACAGCUGCGCAUCAGAAUGGAAGCUCCAUCACCGCUGUGGAGGGAUCAGGCCCUGGGUGUCGAGUUCCAUUCAUCAGCCUGCCAACACGUCAUGAGCAGGAGACAGUUCCUGAUGGUUUUCAGGGCACAUCAGUCCUUUCCCUGUCAGAACUGCCCAAGACUCCCCUCCAGAAUGGUCUUUCCACUCCUCCACUUCCUUCACUAGAGGCUUCCAGUACCCGGCUCUCUCCUCCCAAUGUUUCAGCUCUCUUGGAUAUUUCUCUGCCUGGACCACCUGAGGAUGUGCUUUCUCAAGGAGAACCUGCCACUCAAAUCAGCGAUUCUAUCAUUGAAAUAGCGAUAAGCUCUGGUCAAUACAGUGAAGGUGUUUCUCUCUCUCCUGCAAAGCUGAAUGGCAGUGACAGCUCCAAAAGUCUUCCGUCCCCAUCCAGUAGUCCUCAGCAGAACUGGAUUGCCUCUCCCAGCCACGAUCCUCAGUGGUACCCCAAUGACUCCACAGACUCGUCUCUCAGCAGCUUGUUUUCAAGUUUCAUAUCCCCUGAAAAGGGACGAAAGAUGUUGCCAACUCCUGUUGGGACUGCCAGUGGCACCUCCUUACUGGGACCCAGCCUUCUGGAUGGAAACUCACGGGACUCUUUUGUAUCGCGGUCUCUGGCAGACGUAGCAGAGGUUGUGGAUUCCCAGCUGGCUUGCAUGAUGAAUGAAAACAGCAUUGAUUACAUAUCUCGUUUUAAUGACCUUGCCCAGGAGCUAUCAAUACCUGAGCCAACCCGCAGGGAAAUUCUGUUUGAUGGAGGAGGUGGUGGUCCCCCUAUUGGAGAUCUCUCACAGUGAGUGUAUGAGACCAGCAGGCUGGUGUAGACUGUUCAGCUUAAGUUGGAGCUUGCAGUGCUGGAUCAUGGCAAGGGCAGAUUGCAGAAGCUCAGUUGUCCCCGUCUUGUGCACUUCUUUCUGAAAAAGAAGCAUUGUCUUCAAAGGUCUGAAGAACUCCUUGCAGGUCCUGGAAUGUGCAAUAUACUGGGAACAACAAAAUGUGGAAUGAUAUUACAGAAAAUGGUGUGUCCCCUGCAUCAGUGAUAAAAGGUGGCAGGUUUGUGAGGCAGUCCUGGACUUGUACUUUGGAAUGGCCAAGGCAAGAAGCUCAAGCAGGAAAGGGUAUUGCCAGGAGCUCCCCUACAUGAAUUGUUUUUGCAUAGUACUCAAAAUACCAUGAUUUGGAGUCCACACUGAAGUUGUGGAGAAUGAAGGGUGUGGGUAGGUAUGGAAACUAUUUUGUGUCUUGACACGUCCUAGUUGGCACUCUUUUUACGAAUUCAGUCAAACUGAAAUUUGUUGCACUCUCUUCAAAGAUGCUGCAACUCUGUGAUGCUUCAUUUUUUAGACCUUUAUGUUUCUUUGGCCGUCUUUCUUUGUUUGACCAUUCCAGCAGGGGCACACACCUGCUUUCUUGUUUUGUAGGGGAGCUCUGCUUUACCCUACUCCCAGAUUGCAUGGAUCCCUGGGGAGUUUACUCUAGUUUGAAACCCCUUCACGUGUCACAGUCAUCCUUCUGACUGCACUCACGUUCUUCACCUUUGAGGUUCUUCACCACAUGGAACAGUUCACCCCAUGAGCUGGAGAGUGCUCUUCCACUUUCCUUGAAGAACUGUUGCUUUUCAUGUCAGGAAACACUGCAAAAGAGCUUAUCACUAUGAAAGCUUUGUCAUUAGUUUUGGCUGUGCUGGAAACCUGUAUAUAUUGCUAUCUUUCUCUUAAAAAAAAAAAAAAAAAGGCAAAAAAAAAAAAAAAAAGCAAGGCC
Molecule: messenger RNA, 5250 nt
Organism: Numida meleagris (helmeted guineafowl)
Lineage: Eukaryota; Metazoa; Chordata; Aves; Galliformes; Numididae
Gene: CRAMP1
Product: cramped chromatin regulator homolog 1
Exons: 21
Coding region: 312-4286 (1324 amino acids)
Biological process (GO): pattern specification process
Cellular component (GO): nucleus
Molecular function (GO): chromatin binding
Source: RefSeq, a predicted model, not a curated record